This is a messenger RNA of Glossina fuscipes, 7037 nucleotides long. RefSeq names its product HEAT repeat-containing protein 5B. Gene Ontology annotation, cellular component: Golgi apparatus; membrane; endocytic vesicle. The coding region runs from base 474 to 6866 and encodes 2130 amino acids. The record is from RefSeq and is a predicted model, not a curated record. Gene Ontology annotation, biological process: endocytosis; intracellular protein localization; retrograde transport, endosome to Golgi. The transcript is spliced from 9 exons. NCBI's taxonomy places the organism in Eukaryota, Metazoa, Arthropoda, Insecta, Diptera, Glossinidae.
CAAUGAAAAUAAUGCUUUUUCUUGAGUAGUUAUUCAUCCACAGAUGAUUGUUUAUAAUGAAAAUAAAUAAUAGAAUCUUCUAGUUUUGUUUAUUGUUAAUAAAUCGAUUGUGCUAUUUCUCAUUAAAUUGUUUUAAAAGUAUGCUCAAUCGCAAUUCAAGAAUUUGAAAUGAAGUGCUUAUAAUCUUAAGGCUAAAAAUCUAAUUGUGAAAAUAUAUCCCAAUACUGGAAAGUAUGCAUUGAAAUAAGUGACUAAAUUUUUAAGCAAGGUGAUUAAGUAAGAAAAAUUCGAGGCUCCUGUGUGCACUCAGCAAAUAUAUUUCUUCUGUUAAUAAUAUCAUGUGUUGCAAUAAGAGCAAAGAACGCACAGUCUCAUUGGAUAAAGUUUAAUCGAUUUCUCUUUUUUUGCAUCUGUCUAUAAAGUUGACUUGUAUACAAUUGUUAAUAAGACAAAGGUAGUGCAAGGGCAUUAAAAUGGCACCUAUUCAAAAUCUUUUGCUCGACGGAGAUGCUGUAAAGGAUCUGGCUGAGCCGAAGCGGUCAAUUUUCAUAUUUGAAUGGCUGCGUAACCUGGAGAAGGCAUUGCUUACUUGCAGUAGAGCUGAGAUCAAAGAGAGUCAGAAAAAAUUAGUGCUUCAAUUAACAGCGCAGAUAAAUGGGUCACCGGGUCCACCAACCCGCAAACUGUUAGCUAAUUGUUUAGCUACAUUAUUCUCCGUGGGCGAUACAUUCAUGCUAUUCGAUACGGCAAAUACUUGCAAUGAUAUACUUAAAAAUAAGGAUGACUCACCUAGUUACUUGCCUACAAAACUAGCUGCAAUUUGCGUUUUGGGUUCUAUGUAUGAGAAACUUGGCCGCAUGAUGGGCCGUUCUUAUGAGGAAACUGUUCAUAUACUUUUACGAGCUUUACGUAAUGCCGAAUCUCAGACACGCAUUGAAAUUAUGAUAACUUUGGAAAAAGUUUGUUCUGGCAUGGGUUCAGCAAUAGCCAAUGUUCACAAAGAUAUCUACAAAGCCACCAAACAUUGCUUAACCGAUCGUGUUAUGGCGGUACGAGUAACGGCUGCUCGAUGUUUACUGGAAAUGUUGCAGCAUGCUUCCUUUCUUUAUCAAACAGAGCUAGAAAGCUUAUCAGCUCUGUGUUUUCGGGCUUUCGAUGGCAGUAAUUACGAAGUGCGUUGUGCGAUUGCAAAACUUCUUGGUACUUUAUUGGCUCAUACUCAGCAACAAAAUGAGGGCAACCAGAAAAAACCUUCCAGCCUUCCUGUACCCGCAGUACAAUCUAAGUCAUCAAAUGCUCGAUGCAUUUCGUUGGAUGAGACACUUAGUGUGUUCAUGUCGGGAUUUUUGCGUGGUGGAGCAUCGUUUUUGAAAGGAACGGGCGAAAUUAUUAAAGGAAACUCCAGUGUGAGUCGAGAAAUUCGAGUAGGCGUUACUCAAGCCUAUGUGGUAUUUGUAGAAUGUAUGGGAAAUGUAUGGUUGGAAAGAAAUUUAAAUACAUUUCUAACGCACAUAUUAGAUUUGGUAGCAAACCCCAAAGCUGCUUCGUCGCACGUUGAUGCCGUUUACUCACGCAAGUGCAUCAACUUCAUAUUACGUUCAGUUUUGGGUAAAAUGCUGGGUGAAAAAACUCAAAUAACGGCUUGCAAGGAACUGUUACAUAUGAUAGCAAAACAAAUGAAUUCAAUUGAUUUUAAUCCGGAAAAUGCCAAAGAUUCCAACCAGGAAACGCUUUUCAAUCAGCAUUUGUUGGUGUGCGCUCUUCACGAACUAAGUUCGUUAGUACAAAGUUUGGGGACCACUGCCCAAAACCUCUUAACUGAUCAAACACUGAAUACCCUCGAUACGAUUUGUGCUGUUUUAAUACAUCCUUGCGCAGCAGCUCGCCUGGCAGCCGCUUGGUGUAUGCGUAGCUUUUGUAUGGCAGUCCCAAGUUUAAUAACUCCUCUCAUCGAUCGAUUCUUAGAAACUUUAGAAAGGAUGCGUUCAUCGCCAGAGGCUGUGUCCGGCUACAGUUGUGCUUUAGCUGCCAUUUUAGGAAGCGUUCACCAUUCUCCACUGGGCAUACCACAUACGAAAGGGAAGAUAGUUUUUAAUGCCGCCGAAGAAUUACUCCGUUCGGCUUCCCAAAACAGCCGAAUGUCACUUAAUCGUACCCAAGCCGGUUGGCUGUUGAUUGGUUCCAUAAUGACUUUAGGUUCUUCGGUAGUGAAAGGCUUAUUACCACGUAUGUUACUAUUGUGGAGGCACUCGUUUCCACGCUCCAAUAAGGAACUUGAAUCAGAAAAGGCCCGAGGGGAUUCUUUUACCUGGCAAGUAACAUUGGAAGGAAGAGCUGGUGCGCUAUCUGUAAUGCACAGUUUUCUUCUAAAUUGUCCCGAUUUGGUAACUGAGGACAUUACAAGGCGUUUAAUAACACCAAUUGAAAGUGCUCUGGCUAUGCUAGUCAAUUUAUCCCCCGUACUAAGAAACUAUGGUACCCAACUAAAAGCUCCUGCAGCUAUGGUACGAUUACGACUAUAUGAGACUCUGUCCCAAAUGCCUGCAAAUACUUUGGAGUCUUCCUACACACACCUUCUACGCAUGUUGGUCUCUGAAUUUACGCUCGCCGAAAAUCCCGCCAAUACAACAAACUCACUUUUACGUACUCUCUGUCACACUGGCAAUUCGCUAAUUUUAGGUGCUUGGCUUCAAGAUACCGAUCAUCACAGUAUAGAAGAUCAGAUGGAGUCGCACCGUAAAUGGGAUGGUGAUCAUCUUCAGCUUAACAGUGCUGCUGGAUCCGGAGCGCUGGAACAUGAUCCCUGUUGUCUUUAUAGAGCAAUUGAGAGUCACAUAAUAUAUUCAAGCAAUGCUGCCUACAAUGGUAGACAAAAUCAGUGCCCAGGGCCUUUGCCACUCGGUGUUGCCAUUAUUGAUAUGUCAAUUAUACUUUUUGGUGUUAUAUUUCCGAGGGUGGCUAAUAAGCAUCGUCUGCAAAUGUUGGAUCAUUUCACCGAGUGUAUUAAACAGGCAAAAAGUGUUCGACAAGAAGCUGUACAAAUGAAUAUAUUUACUGCUUUGCUAAGCGGGCUUAAAGGUCUUACCGAUAGCAAAUCAGCCAUUGGUCCGGAUGACGUACGAAAGAGCGCUACCAACUUAAUCAUUUCGACAAUAAGCAGUUCAAAUGCUUUAUUAAGAUGUGCAUCUGCUGAAGCUCUUGGUCGACUGACACAAGUUGUUGGUGACUCCCGCUUGACAGCCGAAUUGACACAGAAUUCAUUUGAAAAAUUGAAACAAGCACGCGAUGUUGUGACGCGUACGGGCCAUUCAAUGGCACUGGGAUGCUUACAUCGUUACGUUGGUAGCAUGGGAUGUUCGCAACAUUUAAACACAAGUGUUUCCAUAUUGUUAGCGUUGGCUCAGGAUAUAUCAUCGCCAGUGGUACAAUUAUGGGCUUUGCAUGCUCUAGUACUAAUUGCUGACUCUGGCGGACCAAUGUUCCGUGGCUACGUAGAGGCUACGCAAACGCUCUGUCUUAAACUACUGCUAAGCGUACCGCAGUCGCAUACAGACAUCCAUCAGUGUAUCGGCCAUGUAUUGAAUGCGUUAAUGACAACAAUGGGCCCUGAGUUGCAGAGCGAUGCUGUUGCUAUAGCAAAUAUUCGGACGUCAUUUAUUUGCGCUACUUCCGUCAUGCAAACCCAUUCAGAUCCUUUAGUGCAAUCGGAAGCAAUAAGUUGUCUACAACAGCUGCAUUUGUUUUCACCAGCCAGUAUAAAUCUUGCAGAAUUUGUACCGAUGCUAGUGAAAAGUUUAUCCAGCCCGUAUUUAAUGCAAAGGAAAGUUAUUGUCUCUUGCCUUAGACAAAUAGCUCAUCGUGAGGCCAAAAAAGUUUGCAGUCUAGCUUUAUCGAUCAGUACGGAGGACUCUUCAAAACUGGCUGCCAACGAAUUCGGUUUGCCUGGCAUGUUGUUUGCCAUGUUGGACUCGGAAACGAAUUAUGAAAUGCUUAAAAAUAUUCACGAUACUCUAACUUCGAUGAUAACACUAAUGGCUGCAGAUAAUUUGAGCACCUGGUUGAGCUUAUGUAAGAAUGUCUUAACUGUGGCUGUGGAAAAUAGCCCUUUAUUAGAAGAUGCUUCAGCCUGUGUUAAAAAUGAAAUAGCAAAUAAUUCGUCAAAUAUUCAAGCGGGGCCGUCAAGAACAGUGGGUCAAGACGAAGAUGAAGAUGAUGAUGCUGAUGAUGUAACUGAAUAUCAUGCCAACGAUGAUUUGUCUACACACCCAGCUGUGCAGCCGCGGUGGACAACUCGAGUGUUUGCAGCGCAAUCUGUACGACGAAUCAUAACAGCUUGUGAAAAUGCUAGUCCGCUCCACUUUGAUUUGCUGCAAGCCAAGGAAAUGCAAAUGACGAAAUCAAACGUCGAUUAUCUAAUACUUCACCUUUCUGACUUGAUACGUAUGUCAUUUAUUGCAGCUACUUCCGAUGCAGAUCAAUUACGGUUAGAGGGCUUACGCACUUUACAGGAGAUUAUAGAUCGCUUCGCCAACGUGCCUGAACCAGAAUUUCCCGGCCACUUAUUACUCGAACAAUAUCAGGCUCAGGUUGGUGCGGCCUUACGUCCUGCUUUCACAUCUGAUACGCCAUCAAAUGUUACAGCGGCUGCUUGUGAAGUUUGUUCUGCUUGGAUUGGGUCGGGUGUCGCACGCGACCUAAAUGAUCUACGUAGAGUUCAUCAAUUAUUAGUAUCCUCGCUUUCGAAGUUACAUACGAAAACGAAUAGCACGCAGUUGUUUAAUGAAUCCAUGGCUACGCUGGAAAAGUUGAGUAUAUUAAAAGCUUGGGCUGAAGUUUAUAUUGUAGCGAUGAUUGGUAACGGCACCGCUCCAGCAGCUUUACUACAAAAGCAACUAACAGCAGGGAGAUCAUUUGAAGCAUUUCGUAAUAUAUAUCGAUCUACAGAUAAUGAUAAUGAUUCUAUCGGGAGAUCGUCAAGAAAUGAGAGAGGUGGGGAGAGUCUACUUUUGCUAGUGCAGCCCGAAUUAGAUAGCCUAUCGAAACAUUGGUUAUCCGCAAUGAAGGAUCACGCGCUAUUGCUGUUGCCUACCGAGUUUCAAAGUCAAUUACCACACGAUGGUGGUGCUUUUUAUACCACGGAUACCAUUAAUUCUUCUAAGCCUCAUUAUAAGAACGCUUGGCCUAUUAUAUUAUAUGCUACAUCGCUUUGGCUUUGUGAUGCAGGUUUUCCUGCAGAUGAGGAAAAUAAAGGCGAAUCACCUGUGGAAGCCAAUAAUAACGUAUUUCAUGAUUCUCCAUCCAUUGAUAGAUUUCAUAUGAUUUUCGGCAUAUGCAUGGAAGCGUUAUGUAGCGCACGCACCUCUGAAAAACCGAAAAAUGUCAUAAGUUGCUUGCAAUCAUUGUUUACGAUCUUCGACUCUAAAUGGGCUCGCAAAUUGUUAGUUAGAGAUAAAACUCUGGCCAUUGAAUUAUGUAACGUUCUCCAUCGUCAAAUAUUAACGAGUGAUGAUCUUUACAUACAGCUACUAUGCAUUGAAAUACUGAAGCUGACAGUUUUAGCAGCAAAAGAACAUUUAAACGCCGUGCAAGAUGAACAUUUAGAACGAAACGUAGCUGAAAGUAAAAGUAAUAGCUGUCUUCAGGAAGAAAUGGAUAACUUGGGCGAGGGCAAUACAUCAGGUGAAAUAACAGUGGGCUCAUCUUUAGUUUAUGCUUUAAUGGAAGUUUGUCUUUGUUUGGUUGUACGUCAAAUACCAACUAUGAACCCUGGUUCCGUUAAUCUGAUGCAAAUUCGUAAGGAUCUUAUUUCCAAAAACUCUCUGCACUCACAGUCCUUUUUUACCAAAAUACCAGAAGAUAAUGGACGGUUAGUGGCAUGUGCUUUAGAAUGCGUUAAAGAGUUUACAUCUUUAUGUUCUCCAAAGGGUGCUCUUAGCAUUUUGCCCACUAUAUUAUAUAUGACUACAUCGAUUAUUAAAGAAAUUGCCAACAAAUCCAUCAUUGAUUCCACUAUACUUGCCAACACAGUGGCGAUACAAACGGCUUUAGAAGUGCUUGAAUCCGUUUGUCAAGAUAAAUGGGCACAGCAUCCAUCAGUGACUGCAGAUUGGCAAGAAUUACUGCAAAGUUCUCUAGCUACCAUAGUUGAUCUUACGAAAACUGCAGGAAACAGUGAGGAUCGUAAAAUGGAUGAAGUGACAAUGUUACAAGCAAUAGCUGUUUUCCUUUUGCAUACUCCCCCCGCAGUUGUGUCUGCGCCUUCUUUGCAAUAUCCUUGCAUAAAUCAUUUUCGACAUUAUCUACAAUCGGAUAAUCUUACCGUUAAAUUAAGAUGUAUACAAACGGCUCAAUCAAUUUUUUCGAAAGCCGAACUUAAAAUUUCGACACCCUAUAUACACGCUUUGGCACCACGAAUAAUAGAAGGUCUAUACUUGGACACAACCAAACAACCUCGAACUGAAAUUGAGCUACAAAUUGUACUGGAAAGUGUUGUGACCGUUGAAACGUUAAUCGAUUUGGCUGAACCACAAAAUCGUAUACAAAUACUUAGUUUGCUGGUACCUGCUUUAAUUAACUGUUUAGCCGAAUCUACAAAAUUACGAAUUUUGCCGAAAUAUCAACGACAAUUGCACGACCAUUCCUUGCAAUGGCUUUUGAAGAUAGGGCCGAAAUAUCCGCAAGAAUUUAAAUCGUUAAUGAGUCAAUCGCCGGAAUUAAGGCAAAAGUUAGAAAAUGCCAUACGCAGCCAACAGCAAACGCAAGUUAACAGCAACAAUAAAGGUAAAACAUCGGAAAAUCGACUUAGUAUAGAAAAGCAAAAGAAGCCAACUAUAAAAUUAAAGACCGACUUCAGUAAUUUCCAAUAGAACUGUAUAAGCAGUAAAAUGAAUGAAAGAUGGCAACGCAUAAAUUGUUUUUUUAAUCAAUUAUGUAAAUUUUACAACCAUGUUAAAUUUUAUUUACUUUAUAAAGCAAAUACGUAUGCAUGUCUAAUAAUAACUAAAUAUAUAUAUAUAUAUAUGCAUAUAUAUCAAUAA